AUGGGUGAUGUACGAGUUGGUGAGUUGCAUAGUGAUGAAUCUUUGGAGCAUGAACUAAUCGAUAAUGAUGAAAUGUAUGAGGAUGAUGAUGAUGAUGUGAAUGAUACACCUAAUGCAUCCAUUGAAGAUCAAAGUGUUAAUCAUCAUUCUACAGUGAUUCCAUACUUAGUUCACACUAAAGAAAGUGCAAAAGAUUUUAUCUAUACAAAAGAUGAUGGUUCUGUCCGAACGGCACUUUGGAAUCCAAGCAAUCCUAAAUAUAUCCAGUCAGGUAUGCUAUUUAUGAAUAAGAAGCAAAUGAAAUAUGUCGCAAGAGCAUAUAAUCUUGCACUAAAAAAAGAAUUUCCUUGUGAUCAAUCCAAAAGUAAAAGUUGGAAAAGCAUUAAUGGUUUCAAAAGUUGUAGGCCGGUCAUUUGCAUCGACGGCACACAUCUUUAUGGAUUGUAUGAUAUGAAACUGUUAAUUGCGGUUGGGAUUGAUGCUAAUGGAAAUAUUUUCCCACUUGCAUACGCGUUAGUUGCACGUGAGAGUUUUGAAUCUUGGUCGUGA
This is a messenger RNA of Solanum verrucosum, 549 nucleotides long. RefSeq lists its product as uncharacterized. The record is from RefSeq and is a predicted model, not a curated record. The transcript has 3 exons. Lineage: Eukaryota; Viridiplantae; Streptophyta; Magnoliopsida; Solanales; Solanaceae. The coding region runs from base 1 to 549 and encodes 182 amino acids.